Macrobrachium nipponense is the source of this 2743-nucleotide messenger RNA. RefSeq lists its product as uncharacterized. NCBI's taxonomy places the organism in Eukaryota, Metazoa, Arthropoda, Malacostraca, Decapoda, Palaemonidae. The coding region runs from base 1076 to 2743 and encodes 555 amino acids. The transcript has 2 exons. The record is from RefSeq and is a predicted model, not a curated record.
CUAAGCCUUCUGUGAAACUACUAAUCUUCGUGUUCAAGUGUUUUCGCAGAUGUGUUUCUUCGUUGAUAAUUAUACAGUGAGGAAUAUAAACAAUAUGUGGAUGUUGUAAAACCCUCACUGGACCACUGGAUAGCUUCUUCGAUUGGUUUGCCACGACCAUGUGCCACGUCGAGACGUAUGCAGUUCUGAAGUCCUCGUCCUCGAGUUAUGACCAAGGGCUUACUUUGAUGUAUUCAGCAUCGUUGUGUGUGAUUGAGCCCAAGUGGAGUCCUAGCUUGAUGUGUCGUAUAAUUGGCUCCUUUAUCUGCAACUUGCUCUUGUGGUGAACGUCGUCGUCACUUCCACUUAUAUGCCUCUCUGGACAAUAACAGGACAGAGUGGUUACGAACUAAACAUAUUCACUGAAUAGGACUUUCUCGCUUCGUCUACGUUUUGGAUGAGGUCCUUUCGUCGACAGGAAUUCCAUUUAACUAUAAAGCGGUCUAACAUACGAAUGUACUAUUUGGCUUGCCACCUUCAGCGUGUUUGUUGUUAAUUGUAAGGUGUUAAUAAUUAUAUUAAUCUGUAUGUUAAGGCUGUUUAAAUUACUUUCCUAAGUUUUGUUUAAGUGAAUAAUUUUUUUAUAAAGUUUAGUUCAUGGCGCCCGAACAGGGACUUUUAGCGAGAAGGUGGCAAGUGUUGACGGUCAGGUAUAGCUCGUUGCGGGGGUUUCCAGUGGUCCAGUAAUUUUACUUAGUUGUUGUUAAACGCUAAUAUAAAUAGAUCGCGAAAUAUCGUGUCGUCUUGUGCGGUGAGGUAAUUGGCAUUUUGUAACGUGCUUGUUUGCAUUAUAGUUGUAGUUCGCCGAGAUUGUAGUUAUUUCUUACGUGUCUAUAAUAAUUUAGCACUUUUUUGUUUUCAUGUAUUAAGUUUUGGCGUACUUAUAUUUAGCACGUGUUUAAUUCGGUGUAUAUUGAAUGUAGCAGUUUGUUUGUUUAGCUCCAUUUACAGGUACCGCGUUCAGUUAGUUUUAUAUAUAGAUUUACGCGAUCUGUUUUUUGCUUUGGUAUAGGUAACUUUAUUCAGCUAGAUUAAAAUGUCAGAUUUAAAAGCUGUAAUUUCCAGGCGCAAAACGGUUCGUAAAAAAGUUACUGUUUGUUAUGAUAAACGUGAUAGUUACAGGGGUUUAGAUCCAGCCUUGCAAACGACCGAAAAGGGUCUUCUGCUUAACUACCAGAAGAGUUUAUUGGAAUUGGACAAAGAAUUUUUUGAAUUGAAGUUUUCAGAUGACGGGGUAACAGAGGCGGCUUUAGAUGCCGAGAGUGAUUUAUGUCAGGAAUACCAGGAUAGAAUCCAGACUUGCUUGUCUUUGCUGCCUGCUUCUCUCUCUAAUCAUUCUAAUGUUAGCAUUGAUAAUGCUCGUUCUUUGUUAAAGCAGCCCACUGCUCCUUUACCCAGGUUUACCAGUAAAGAAAACGAGGACUUCACGUCAUUUCUUAAGGAAUUCCGAAGUACCACUAGUUCCUUUACAUACCCAGAUCGUGAUCUUUUGUUGUUGCUCAAGCAGCAAGUAGACGGUCGUGCUAAAUUGUUGUUAGAUUCUUUAGAGGCGGACAAGCAAACCUUUAAUGAUGCAGUAGAGCUUUUGAAGGCAGCAUUUGCUUCGGAAAGCACUCGUAAGGUAAACACUAUCAGGCAGUUGACAGAACUUAAGUUAGGGCUUUCAGAUGAUCCAUAUUCAUAUAUUUCAAAAUUCAGAACUAUACUUCAGUCUGUUAGUACACUAGAAAUAACGGCAGAUGAUUUUAUACAGUACUUUGCAUGGUCAGGCCUUAAUGAACAAUUUAAGAAAGAGUUGGUUCAGAUUACCAAUCAAACUCGUCCUAGCUGUAAGGAUAUUAAGGAUAACUUCUUUACUGCCACUGAAAGGUAUGAGAAUGCUAGGAAAAUUUCAAAGUUUAAAGGUCCUGCUAUUUCUGGAAAUAUUCAAGGGAAGAAUCAGGAUACUUCAACUAGUUUGGCUAUCAAAGUCGACUCUAAUAUUAACAAUGCAUUAAAAAGCUGCAGCUUAUGCCAAAAGGUAGAUUCAAAGGAUAUUAAUCACUUUAUGUCCAAAUGUCCAAUUUCCCUACUGCACAGGAGAAAGUAUCUAAAUUGUCAGAGUGUAAGUGGCUGUGUAAAAUGUGGAAGUUUUAUGCACCCGACUACUAAAUGUUCGUUCAGGUUUCGCAAAAAGUGCUAUCAUUGUGGCGGUUGGCAUUUCUCCUUUUUAUGCAUAAAGACAAGCUCCACCCAAAGUAAAAAGGAGCAGUCUAGUUCUGUUACAGUUAAAACAGCGACGAACAGUGGAGUAGCAAUACUACCUAAUUGUAGUAGUAGAUCUGCUCUUCCAACUUUUACUUUCCAAGUUUCAGGUCAAGGGAGAUUAUUCAGAGGGCUCAAAGAUACCGGUUCACAAAGCACUUUUGUAUCGGAGAGACUAGCCAAUUUUGGUAAAUUUAAAGUUAUAUGCAAUGAUGUUGACUCGACAGUUAAUGGGUUUAAUGGGCCCAAGGUCUAUAAAACUAGAAUAGUACAGUUGCCUAUUACUUUUACCACUGGUGUAGUUGAGGUGUUUGCUAUGGUUGUGCCUUCAAUAAAUAUAAAGUUGUCCUUACCUGGUUUAGGGAAGGUUAUUAAAGCCUUUAAAGAUAAAGGUUAUUUCUUUGCUGAUGCCUUUUUAGACAAAAAUCUAGUGAAAUUAGUGACAUUGAUGUCUUGUUAG